Messenger RNA from Drosophila teissieri, 2035 nucleotides. RefSeq names its product NEDD4 family-interacting protein 1-like (gene Ndfip). NCBI's taxonomy places the organism in Eukaryota, Metazoa, Arthropoda, Insecta, Diptera, Drosophilidae. Gene Ontology annotation, cellular component: perinuclear region of cytoplasm; Golgi apparatus; endoplasmic reticulum. Gene Ontology annotation, molecular function: WW domain binding. The coding region runs from base 142 to 945 and encodes 267 amino acids. Gene Ontology annotation, biological process: ubiquitin-dependent protein catabolic process; metal ion transport; positive regulation of protein ubiquitination. The record is from RefSeq and is a predicted model, not a curated record. The transcript has 2 exons.
UAUUAACUGCGUGCGUGUUUGGCAACAACAAAUCAACAGAAUUUCGAACAAAAUCAAUAAAACGGAAACGUGAGAGAGCGCUGCGCAAAAGAGAAAAGCGAACGCAAUCGCAAUCGACCAACGCAUAGAAGAAAACAAGUCAUGCCGCACAACAACCAGCCGUCUCCCGGGGACGAUCAGUUGGGUCCGCCCAAGGCGGACUUCAGUGCUCCGCCACCGUACGAGGCGAACGUGGGCCAUGGCCAGCAGGUGGCACUGCCGGCUCAGAUGCCACCGCUGGCCCUGGCCACACCCGAUCCCAGUCAGAUCCCGAUGCAGAUGCAGGUGCAGCUGCCGGGCCAGGCGGACCUUAUGAAUGCACAACUGCCGCCAGAGAUACACGGGAAGUUGCCCACGUACGAGGAGGUUCAAAUGGAGAAGUCGCUGAACGGAGAGCUGCCGCCCGCCUUUUUGACUUUGCCCUCCUCGCAGCAGCUUCCACCGCCGCCGAAUCCGCUACUGCCGCCAAAUCCGCUGCGCGAUGGAGCCGCUGCUGUGCGAUCCGCCCAGCCGGCACUCACGUUCAUCGCCAUCGAUGCCAGCGAUCCGGAAAAUAGCCUGUCCACCACCGACAACUUGCUCGGCACGGACAUCAUGUUCAUCACGGCCUUCAUUGUGGCGUUUUUGUUCAACUGGAUCGGAUUCCUGAUGCUCACCUGUUUCUGUCACACAAUUGCCGCCCGAUAUGGAGCAUUGUCGGGAUUCGGAUUGUCGCUGGCCAAAUGGACGCUGAUCGUGAAGCACUCGACGGACUUGGCCUCGCACGAAAACUCCUGGCUCUGGUGGCUGAUCUGCGCCUUUGGCUUCCUGAUCAGCAUACGUGCUUUAAUACAGUAUGUCAGCAUCAAGCGAUCGUGGCGCCUGCUUUCCGCCUCUGCCCAGGAACGGCUGCUAUUCUUUUACUAGGUGUACCUGGAGGCUUUCCAGUGGCCGUCUUGUAAAUACGUUGUGGGUGGCUAGGAGGCUCGAAUCCUACCCGUUCCCAACACCCUCUAUUCCCCAGACCCAGCACACGAAAAAUCAACGCGAACUUACUUUGGAGAGUUCUCGAAAUCACUAUGGGCUUGAAAGUAUUCCCUUAAAUGUAUUAGUCAAUCAAUUUCUUCAAAAUAUAAGUAAUAACGUACAAACUUUAAAUUUGUAUAACCGUUUACCACAUUUCAAGUCAUAAAUCUUUUUUGGAUGUCUGGCCAGUCCGAAACUGUAUUAGCUUUUUAAAAAGUUCAAAUUUUCUUUUAAAAUCAAUAUGUAUUGCACAAUUUUACCUUAAGCCAAUUGUAAAUUGUAAACGGUGCUGGGUGCUUUAAUGUAUUAGAAGAGCUUAGAUAUUGUAAAGUAUAUGCAGCACCGUUUACAAACCCUACUUUUUUUAAGACUCCUAGCGAUUUCGCGAGCAAUCCUAGUUGUGGGUUAGUGUUUUCUGUAGUUUCUAUGUUAACUAGCGCAACUUAGUCCACAAAACCGGCAACUGUAGCAUAAUGAUGUUAAAAAUGUGUGUUGAAAAGUGAAAGGCGAAUGCAUCUUCGCCUGCUCUCCCCAAUCGAUUAUAAUUGUAAAUGUAUGUGAAAUGUGUAUGGAUAUAUAAUUAUCUCACCCUAAUUGGUCCCUCUACACCCCUACAAAAUCCCCCUAGGCCUUUUAGUGGCGCCCAUGCACUUGAAACAAAGACACAAAUUAAACCAAAAAACAAAAAAUGGGAUAAAAAUAUGAAGGGUUGAGAUAGAAAAGUAUGCCACCCAUAUCUUUUGUUGAGCCCAUUUUACGCUGUGGUACUUAAUUAAUUAACUACACAAGAGCCAGCAGUAAUACGAAUGCUAAACACACACAAACAAUUAUUGCUAGAACUUAUGAUUAUUGCCUAUUAUAACGUUUAAUUCAUAUGUUUACUCCCUUUGUAUGUAAAUCGAACGAUGCUUACGCAUUGCAAAGGGUGCAGAGUCGCAAGAUCUGCGCCAGUUUUAUGCAAAUUCAAUAAAAUCGAAUGAUGACAUUCAAA